AGUCAAAUCCAUAGGGAAGCAUUGGCCGAACCCCUCCCCUUUAACCGUGUGGUUUGGUUCUAGUUGCUCGCACGUUCGUUUCAUUGCGGGACUCAUGUGCUUCUCCCUCGUUUUGGAGCGGACUGUUAUUUUUUUUUUCUUCUACAUACAUUUACCUAUAAAACCUUUUUACAUAGAAGAUUUUCUGCUUUUGCAUUUUGUACGAUCAAAAUGAGGAAACGUGGAAUAAAGCUUUCGGAUACUCACUGGUAGCAUAGAGGAGCAGAAGCAACCUGUCUUUCAACCCAGUCUCAAGUGCCAGAGGGAGCAAAGGACAAAUGGCAAAGUGGCUCAAAGACUAUUUGAGUUUUGGUAGCAGGAGGAUGCCUCCUCAGCCACCUAAACCAGACUACACAGAGAGUGAGAUACUAAAAGCCUAUCGGGCUCAGAAGAACUUAGACUUUGAGGAUCCGUAUGAGGACUCAGAGAAUCGGGCCAGAAACGACUCUGGGUCCUCGGACUCCUCCCACACCGCGCUUGGUUCUCCUCUGAAGACCAACAGUCUGGAUAUGAAGAUUGUAUCUCCCAAACAUCGCCUAAUCAAGGUGGAUUCACAGGACCUGGGGCGAACAAAGAUCUUACUGAGUGCCAUCUCCUUAGAGGAACAAGAGCCUGUGGUUCCGUCAGCCCCAGCAGUGGGAGACACGGACUACUCAGAUCCAUUUGAUGCUCACCUGAACCCCCGGCCAGAGACUGAUCUGGGAGCAGUUCCCUGUGAGAACAAUGGCUACAUGGAGCCUUACGAGGCCCAGAGGGUCAUCACAGAGCUGCAGCGUGGACCGGGAGCAGCUCGGGUGCGGGGUGAGGUGCAGCUCUAUGACACCCCGUAUGAGGCAGAGCGGGGACGGCCACUGGGUGUGGGGCUCGGGUACGGAGACGCCCUGGAGGAAGGCAGGGAGAGCCGGCUGCCUCGGGAUGACGAGCGGCCAGCCGAUGAGUACGACCAGCCCUGGGAGUGGAAGAAGGACAACAUCUCUAAAGCGUUUGCAGAGAUCAGGUCAGAGUUGGCUGAGCUGCCUUGGCCCCCUCCAGUGGGCCAACAGCUGGAGGAGGAGCCCACCCCCUCCCUCAGAGAGCAAGUGCAGUUUGACGGCGCUGAGUGGAACCAGUCCACCACCGAGCAUCUGCGUCCGCCCCGGUCCAGUCCCCUGGGCGGAGGGGGCAUGAAGUUUCGGAUGCCCUGCUCUGAUCCUCCCAACAUGACGGGGGAGAGGGUAGACCCCACCCUGCCCCUAGAGAAACAAGUGUGGUACCACGGGACCUUGUCACGCUCCGAGGCCGAAUCUCUCCUGACCCUGUGUAAGGAGUGUAGCUACCUGGUGAGGAACAGCCAGACCAGCCGUAACGACUACUCCCUCUCAUUACGGAGCUGCCAAGGCUUCAUGCACAUGAAGUUCAGCCAGUGUAAGGAUGGGAAGUACGUCCUGGGGCAGAACAGCCUGCCCUUUGACACCAUCCCGGAGGUCAUCCAUUUCUAUACCACGCACAAGCUACCAAUCAGAGGAGCCGAACACCUGUCUCUGCUCUUCCCUGUGCUUGUGCAGACCCUGUGAUUGGCUCGGGACCCUUUUCCUGCAAUCCUGGGUCACAUCGUGAUUGGACACUGACUUUUGAUUUAUUGAAUGUCAAAGAGAUUUAGCCAAUUGGAGGCCACAUGUGCUCCUCUUGGACUGGACUGUUUGUUUAAGGAUUCCACAUCCAGUAGCUUAUCAGUAUAGAAACUUUUGUUCCUAUGGUUUCAACUCUCUCAGAUCUGGGAGCAGAUUCACACAAAAUGCAAUACUCAAGACUGUGCCGGCGCCUUUUCUCUGUAGCCCACCAGGGAUUUUAACUGACAACCUUUUACAUGAUAAGUUUCCCGCUGAGCUUGUGUUGCUGCCUGUACUGCUGCACUAUUCCCAGCCUCAAGGGAAAAUAUUCUCUUCUCACCCCAACCGGUUCUCCAUCUCCAGGGAAAAUAUGUUCCACUCACACCAACUGGGUUGAAGUCUCCUGGGGAAACUAGGUUCUUCUCACACAAACUGGUUCACUUUCAAUGGAAACUAGGUUCUUCUCACGGAAUCCCACGUCUGGACCACACGUUUAAUUUGACUAUUUUAGGCCUAAUUAGCCUGUCCUGUUGGUUUUAUUCUACUGUUGACUGAACCUGUGUGUCACUGCUCUAUGUUGACAGUAUUGUAGCAGGAGCUGUAGCAGCAGCCACAGAGCUGUGUCUGAUUUGUACUACUGUUGCUGUGUUAUAUAUAUGAUCUGUUGGUCUGGACCCCAUCGCUGCCUGGUUGCAGUGCUUUAUAGUGGACCACGAUAAUUUUUGAUGGAAAGCCAAAGGUUUACACAGCUACUUGAAUGGCCAAAUCACAGUGGUCAGGUGUGUAAAGGGUUAAUGAUGAUCUGUAUGGCCUGGGCCACAAUAAUCAGUGUAAUUGUCGUAGUCUCUAUUAAUCAGUAUGGAUAGAACAUGUCUUAUUUACCUGCUGUGUUGAGGCAUUUCACCUGUGGUAAAAACAGUAAAGGAUUUAUUAAAGUGCGGCGUGGAAGUUU
This is a messenger RNA of Esox lucius (northern pike), 2580 nucleotides long. It is a transcript of the gene shdb, whose product is annotated as Src homology 2 domain containing transforming protein D, b. Gene Ontology annotation, molecular function: phosphotyrosine residue binding. Lineage: Eukaryota; Metazoa; Chordata; Actinopteri; Esociformes; Esocidae. The transcript has 8 exons. The record is from RefSeq and is a predicted model, not a curated record. Bases 318 to 1592 code for a protein of 424 amino acids.